AUGAACACCCACGAACACCCAGAAGAAAGGGAAGGUUGUGCAUUUACAAUUAUGUACAAUAAUCAUCAAGGUGCUUUGGAUUUAAUGGCAUCAGAUCAACAUUCACGUGAUACAUGGGUGGCUGGUUUGAAACUUUUAUGUGAGCGACAUACACAAAAAGGAAAAACAAAUUUUAUGAAAACAGAUCAUUGGAUUUUAAGUCAUUUUUACAUGGCUGAUAAAGAUGGCUCUGGAACAUUAACAAAAGUAGAAUGUCAACGUUUAUUGAACGAUGUAUUAUGCGUUAAAAUGCCAAAUAGUCUAUUUCAGCUAAUAUUUGCAGAUUAUGACGUGUCUACUGAACGUGCACUAAGGCUAAUUGAACAGUCAGAAAUGAACAUCAGUCUUAAAAGUCAACAAUUAUUAGGCAUUGAUGGUUUUCGAAAUAUGCUUUUAACUGAAGAAUUUGACAUAAUAAAUCCAUGGUGUAUACGUUGUCCAUAUCAGGAUAUGAAAAGAUAUCUGUUUAAUAAUCAAGUAAUUGGUGAAAGUAGCUCAGAGGCUUAUAAUCGAGUUUUGUUAAAAGGAGGACGCGCUGUUGAACGUAAUUAUCGUUUCGAAUAUUGUCCGUAA
Molecule: messenger RNA, 612 nt
Organism: Didymodactylos carnosus
Lineage: Eukaryota; Metazoa; Rotifera; Eurotatoria; Philodinida; Philodinidae
Source: the annotation of a GenBank genome assembly